AUGAGGGUCUUCAUAUGCUUUGAGGGGUCCUGUGAGCCUUUUGACAUCCCUCCUGAUCAGACAGUGGGGGCCAUGAAGCAGAUGUUGAAGGAUAACUUUCUUGUGCAACUCACCAAUGAAAAGCAGUACCUGGAGCUGAGCUACGGCGGUGCAGCGCUGCAGGACAGCUGGGCUCUGUGCGACGUGGGCAUCACAAGUGGCAGUGCCAUCCGAUGCCUGAUAAAGAGUAAACAAAGGCCUGUGAUGUAUGUGUUCAAUGCUGUGACAGGAGAAACCUUACCAAUCAGGGGAAGUGAGGCUCUUCCGCAUAUGUCCGUCGCUAGAUUGAAAACUGUGGUGUCCAUGCAAAGUGGCCUCCCUGUCAGCACCUUCAAACUGAGCACACCUACUGGUGUACAACUCUAUGACUGCAACCACCUGGAGGACUACGCCAUUAAAGUGGGCACUACUCUCCGUUUGGACACGUGGGACGGGUGGGUGGAGUUUCUUCAGGGUUGCCUCCUGGGCUACAGAUUGACAGUCCAGAGCCACCUAUCAGAGAAUAAGCCAGAAAUUAGGUUUCAGCUGCAGGUAGCACUCUACAUUGCUGCCUCUUUAGGCCACCUGGAUCUGGCAGACUGGUUGCUGGAGAGAGGUAUGCAUGCUGAGGAACCAGUGGGAGUCCAUCCGUACCGCCAGUGGUGCCACCAAACCGCCCACCGAGACACCGGAAAGUGUCCCAUCCACAUAGCUGCAGAGAACAGUCAGCUCCUCAUCCUCAAACUCUUUAUCACCAAGAACCUUUUGACCUUGGCUUGUCUGGACCCUGCAGGUCGUGACCCUUUGAAAGUUGCUAUUCAGCGUGGUCACAGGGAUUGUGUGCGCUACUUAGCCAACAAGCUGUGCUCAGUAGUUUCCCUGCCAAGCGUGUCCCUGCCCAUGCGCGUUUACCUCCAGAUUAAACGCUGGGUGCAUUUGGGGCAGAAAAGGGCAGCCUCCAAUCGAUGCCAGUACACCAAUGCAGCCCUCAAAGCCAGGGUGGAGGAUAUGUUGCUAGUAGAUGGCUUCAACCCACCAAAUAUGUCUUCCAAAUCUAGGAAGGCUGUGAUCAGACCAAGUGGAGGAAUUAAGGCCAAAGCUUUGCAGCCUUUACCUCCAAUCAGCAACUUACUUUCAGUGCAACAAAUCCCGUCCAAAAGGGCCCCACCACGACAACUCUCCAGCUUGCAGUCUGUGAACCCUGGUGGCUUUAAAGAAAUGCAGAAAAACCGUAAACAAGAUGUGCAAAGUAAUGACGAUGGCCUAUUGGAUGAACUCAGUAAGGAAGACCGCAGCUUAUGCCAGGGCAAGUUUAUACUGCCACCAAUCACCAACAGAGAAAGAGUUCCGAGGCUGGUGUUUGUUGGUGGAUCACCAAAACCUUCCCAUAUUCUGACUGCGUCCUUGGAGUCCUUCUCUCCCCGCAGUGGCCGAACACCGAGAGAAAAUGCCAUAUACUGCAUGACUAUAGCCAGUACCUUCACAGAGAAGCCUUGGUUGAAGCAGCUGAGCAUAGCACGGACCCUGAUCAGGAAGCACGUCCACAUGAUGGCCUGAUACUCAUGGACCCUGGUGCCGCAGACAAGUCCAGAUCUGUCACCCAUCAGUCUGACUGCACCUCUCAUUGGCUGGCUGAAACACGGUGGACAGCGAAGAAUCCUUCAAAGUGACAACUGAGGAGUGUAUCUCAGGCUUCAUUGAAAAUAAACCUGUCUGCCUUUAUGUGCUUAGCAAGAUCUUGAAGCAAGAGAGAUAGACAGACAUUAUGGAUAUACACAUAUUAUUAAUGGAUAAUAUAGACAUCCUAUUAAUUAUAGGAUUUAUGAAUGUAGUCUUGUGUUUGACAAAUGUCCAAGUAGGACUGGCUUUACGGUUGAAACGACUCGCCUUUGGUUUAAAUUCAAGGCUAAGACAUUCAAUAUUGGUAGUUAUAGACUAUUACAGCCAAUAUUAGGAAUAUGAGAUCCUGCAGUCAACUACCACAGACAAGUUGAUCAACAAUCUAGAGAACUUUUUCCGUUGCCAUGGUCUCCCUAUCACCAUCAGGCCUGCAGUUCAUGUCCUCCCAGUCCCAUUCUGCCAGGACAACAUGACAAUGACACCGAAGUGGGCAGGAAAGUUCCCAGACCUGGAGACAGAUGCUGAACGAAAAGGGAAAUCCAAGAUUUACAUAGACAAAACACAAAAGACAUGGACUGAGAAUGAGGAGCACCAAAAUAAACACAUUGCAGAGUCAGACAGGGACUGAGGGGACCUUACACCCAAGCAUGAGAAACCCCACAGGCACAUCAAACUGUUGCAGAGACUAACAGACAUAAUCAUUAAAUAAACACAUACUAAUAUACUAACUAUACAAUACAAGGGGAAA
Molecule: messenger RNA, 2386 nt
Organism: Morone saxatilis (striped sea-bass)
Lineage: Eukaryota; Metazoa; Chordata; Actinopteri; Moronidae
Product: protein ANKUB1-like
Exons: 6
Coding region: 1-1575 (524 amino acids)
Molecular function (GO): protein binding
Source: RefSeq, a predicted model, not a curated record